AGAGUCUUCUCCGGCUACAAUACGACACUGCACAUAAUCGCGCUAUCAGUUCAUUGGCGAACGGAACUUGCUAAAGGAAGACUCAGCACCAUUUCUCAGAUUACUUUAUUCGGUGGAAAAGUGGAAAUGAAUUGUCGAUCGCUUAUUUCUUUGUUUCUUAUAUGCGUUUGCUUCACUGGAGUGGCCCAUGCAUUUAACUCAUGCUCUGCCAGGAAAAUGUGGGACGCAUACAACGAAAUGAAACGGGUGCAAUGCAAAAACUGUGACAGGUACUUUCAUUGUAUGGGCAACUAUAAUGCGGUGUACUCCUGCUCGGGUUCUAUGGAUGAUAAGAAAGCCACGGCAAAGCAAAUUAGUGACGUACGCGAAUGGGCAAUCUUCGGAGGUGGUGCGGACUCUGCUGGGGACCAAGAAGCCAAUCUUUUUGGACGCAAUGGAGGAAGUUGUGCCUCAAGGUACCUUAAAAAUGUCCGCUGUGCCUACAAUCCCGCGACGAAACAGUGUAAGUGGUGAACGGUGGUGAACGGUGCGACAUAUUACAUUAUCGUAGUCCUGACUAAUUUACUAUGGCAAUAAUUCAUGUCCCUUGUCACCCAUAAAUUGGGCAAAUAUAUUCGCCUAUUGCCGUAUGUGAAAAUAAUUCUGUGGGAAAUAAACAAGGAAUAAAAUUGAUGGAAAAAG
Daphnia pulex (common water flea) is the source of this 681-nucleotide messenger RNA. Its product is annotated as serum amyloid A-5 protein-like. Gene Ontology annotation, cellular component: extracellular region. Lineage: Eukaryota; Metazoa; Arthropoda; Branchiopoda; Diplostraca; Daphniidae. The coding region runs from base 127 to 513 and encodes 128 amino acids. The transcript has 4 exons. The record is from RefSeq and is a predicted model, not a curated record.